AUGUCGCUUGUUGCUGAUUAUGGAUCAGAUGCGUCCAGCAGCGAAGAAGAAACGAACGUUCAAAUUGUGACAGAAACUAUGACAAACACCAAAAAACCUUUAUUAUCCUCUUUACCAAAAAGCAAAAGGAAUGGUCCUGUUAAGAUAAUGGUAGAUUUGCCAAAAUUUGAUAACGAUGAAAAUGAUGAUAUUGAUGACAAGCAAGGUUCAAGAAAAUCGAAACUCAGUUCCUCAGGUGGUAGUGGAUUAUUUGCUCUUUUACCGGCACCAAAAAGAUUAGUUACUAGUAAACAAAAUUCAACAAAUAAAUCAGUUAGUUCCUCGACUAUUAAAUCGACGACAGUAUCUACAAGGGCUGAAAUAACGAAUAUAAUACAAAGUAAAGUUGAGAAUGAAUCCUCUAAUACAAUUAAUUUAGACAAAACAGAAUCACCUAAUAUUGAAUCAAAUGUAACAACAGAAAGUUUUGCGACAAAUGAUUAUUAUUAUAAUUAUCAAUGGGAUACUGGAACAAAUUCAUAUACGGAGUGUUAUUAUGAUGAGUCCCAAACAAAUAGUGAACAAGCACAACCCGAUAAUCAAAUAGACGACGAAGCGAUUCAAAAAUUGGGAGGUAGAAGAGGUAAAGAAGGACCGAUUAUAAUCAAAGAGAUAAGUGCAGCAGAUCAAAUGGCUGAUGCAUGGCAAGCUCAAAUGGGUGAAUUAACAAAACCUGGCAAAGUAGGAGGCGGUAUAGCAUUAAAACCCACAAAAGGGCAAAAGAGAAAACAUAAUUUAAUGUAUUUGGCUUAUCAAGCUUCUGCAAUGGAGAAUGACUUAAAAGAACAAUUUGCAGCAAAUAAGAAAACCAAACGAGAGACCCAAGCAAAAUAUGGAUUUUAA
Messenger RNA from Funneliformis geosporum, 882 nucleotides. NCBI's taxonomy places the organism in Eukaryota, Fungi, Glomeromycota, Glomeromycetes, Glomerales, Glomeraceae. The record is from the annotation of a GenBank genome assembly.